UUAAACAAUUGGGAUUUACCCAAGUUUUUGGUUGAAGAUGAUAUUAAGCAUGUAUAUGUUCUCUUUUCCUUUGGAAUUUUUGGUAGAAUUAGAAUUAUUUCUUCAUAUUGUUUGCAUACUUGCAAGUUUUCUUCCUGGUGCUCAUUAUUAAUCUUUUUGAAUAUGCUCAUUAUAUUGUAGGAUCAUUAGAGUGUACACAGAUAAUUCCCAAAGAGAGAUGCAUUACGUUAGGUUCUGCUUCGCUGAAUGUAUUUAAGUAAAUGAUGGAUUGCCCCAAAAAUGAAUCAAUGUGGAAAAAAGAGUCGAAGGACUAUUAUUGCCGAAAAAAAGAAGCUUAUCAUUGUUUGUUAGACGAUGGCGGCGGAAGCGUCAAAAGAGGGUGUGUCGAAUUACAUCGCCUUGGUAAAGGCCACUGUCCGAUUUUUAAUAGAUAUGGCUCUAUCCAUUGGAUCAAAUGCAACAGUCCUGAGUGUCCAAAUACAACUUACAUAAGUAAUGAAGUCUACAGAUACCCUGUAUGCCUUCAAAGGAAUUCAACUUUUACUUCAAGUACAAUUGGAACUCCAUAUGGAAUCAGUAAGAGCAGUAAUUUUACCGGGGAAAGUACAAUGGAACAUGCUGGAUUGAAAGUUGGAUUGCUUCUUUCCAUGAUUAUAAUUGGAUUUUUUAUAGCUAUAGUCAUUGCUGUUUACUACCGAAAGACAAGUAAACGCAAUGAUGCCUCUGUCAAUGACGAUGAGGAAAUGCAACAAUUGACAAGACAAGAACACAACGAAGCUGUUAAAACAGUAGUGAAAAAACUAGAGAGAACAGACAAAGUUAUAAUUCAUGGAAAGCUAGGCACAGGUGUUUCGAACACUGGAAAAAAUGUCAUCAGAAGCUUUGCAAACAGCAAUGCUGGAUGGAAGCCUGAACAUCUACACUAUCGUGAUAAUUUAGAACCAUCACUUACGGAUGGAAAAAUUGUUUUUAUCGAUGGUUGGUUCGGAAUUUGGAAUCCAAAUCCUUCCGAAAAAAACAAAGUUAUUAGAAUUCUAAGAAUAAUGAAAGAAAAAAUGUUAUCUCUUAAGAGAGGUACAUGUAAGAUUGUUAUUGGUCUUCGAACCGAUGUAUAUGAAAGAUAUCAACAGAUUUUUAUUGAUGCUGGAAUGGUUGAAGACCCUCUCGAUCUAAAUAGCGCAAGAAAAGAUACACAUCAGGAAAAAGAAAAGCAUCUAAACGAUGCAUUGUUGUCAAACUCAUGCAAGCGAUCCAAAUGUGACUGCAAAAAAUUGAAUUUGGAAGAUUUUAAAAAAUACACAGCUAUUGGAGAUCAUUUAAAAAUUGAUAUUUUAGCAGGAAAUCAUGAAUUGAUAUCUAAAUUUCUAAUAAGUGGAGAUUUGUUACAAACAUUAGUGUCUCAUUUUGAUGAUCUGAAAAUGAAAAACAAACAGCUUUACGGGUGCCUCAUGUAUAUUGUUGUAAAAGGAAAGUUCAGAGUCGGUGAUACUAUUGAUCAGGGGAUACAAAAUACUUUUGAACUGGAACUGGAUAUAACCGAAGACUGUUUCCGACAAUGUGAAAAUUUAGGAACGUACACUAAAUGCCUAUCCAGAAGUAAUCUUGUCAACGUUGAAGAAGAACCUCGGGAUUCAGAUAGCCAUUAUUUCGUCUUUAAACACGUGUUUCUUUAUAUAUGCGCUUUUCAUUCUUUAUUUCGUUCACAUCCCUUUCAGGUGAUGGAACAUUGUAACAUUGACGCAGUUUUGCAAAUAGUGCGACCAUUUAAUUCUACGGACGGAUAUGGCGAUAAAUUCUGUGUAAAAGCAGACGAAAAAACCAUCAAGUUCUUCUAUGAAAAUGUUGUUGAGUGUAAUAACGAACUUGAAGAAUUAAUAAAUGAUCACCCCCUAGUUGUAAUCGCAGUUGGUUCAAGGGUUUGAACCUUUCGUACAAAUUACUUGAGGUAAAAUAGAUAUUUUUGCAUAUUUUGUGAAAAAUACCGAGCAUACUUAAUAGAAUACUUUACAAUGUUGCUUACAAAAAACUUAUGCAUAAGCCUAAUCCAGCCAUGUGCUAAUUCGAUAUAAAAAUAUAGUGGAUUUAAUAUCUCAUGUAAUGUCUAGGCUACAUUUGAUCGUCAUAAACCCUAAUGA
Molecule: messenger RNA, 2135 nt
Organism: Saccostrea cuccullata (small rock oyster)
Lineage: Eukaryota; Metazoa; Mollusca; Bivalvia; Ostreida; Ostreidae
Exons: 6
Coding region: 261-1922 (553 amino acids)
Source: RefSeq, a predicted model, not a curated record